AGUUGCAGAACCACUCGUCCGCCAACAACUUGGGCUUCAACAAACAAUCCACCGGCGGCACCGCGGACACAGAGCUCCCGUCGACCCAUGGCCGGCUCCGGCGCCAGCGACGACGAGGUCGCCCUGGAGAUCGAACACUGCAUCCGAGUAUUCAAGAGCGGCCGCGUGGAGCGCUACUUCGGGUCCGACCCCGUCCCGGCCUGUACCGACGCCGGCACCGGCGUCGCCUCGAAAGACCGCACAAUCUCCCCCGACGUGGCCGUCCGCCUCUACCUCCCGCCCCUCGCCACGGAGGGCGGCGACGAAAAGAAGCUACCCGUCCUCGUCUACUUCCACGGCGGCGGUUUCGUCCUCCACACCGCCUUCAACGCCGUCUUCCACGCGUACCUCACCUCCCUCGCCGCGCGCGCCCGGGCCAUCGUCGUCUCCGUCGACUACCGCCUCGCGCCCGAGCACCCUCUCCCCGCCGCCUACGAUGACUCGUGGCGGGCGCUGCGCUGGGUGGCGUCCCACGCCCCCGGCGGCGCCGGCGAGGAGCCCUGGCUCACCGACCACGGCGACUUCUCCCGCCUGUCGCUCGGCGGCGAGAGCGCGGGCGCCAACAUCGCGCACCACCUGGCGAUGCGCGCCGGCGCCGAGGGCCUGCCCCACGGCGCGACGAUCAGCAGCGGCAUCGUGCUGGUCCACCCCUACUUCUUGGGCCACGGCAAGGUGCCCUCCGAGGACAGCGACCCCGUGAUGGCCGAGAACGUGGUGAAGAUGUGGCGCGUGGUGUGCCCCCAGACCACGGGCGUCGACGACCCGUGGAUCAACCCGCUGGCCGCCGGCGCGCCGACGAUGCGCGGGUUGGCGUGCCGGCGCGUGCUCAUGUGCCUCGCGGAGACGGACGUGGUCCGCGACCGCGGCCGCGCGUACUGCGAUGGGCUCAAGGCGAGCGGGUGGGCGGGGCAGGUGGACCUGCUUGAGGUGGCCGGGCAGGGCCACUGCUUCCAUCUCGGCAACUUCACCUGCGACGAUGCCGUCAGGCAGGAUGACGCCAUUGCCAGGUUCCUGAAUCUGUAGAACAAUAUCUCGCGGACACGGGCAUUUUCAGACCGCAUGUUGCACCUGCGUCUGAACUUCUGUAUUUUUGUUGUUGAUGCAUUUGGGGAAGAAGAUUGAUCGGUCACGGCUAGGUUCGUGCCCGUUGUGCCGAAUUGGAUUUGAUGAUAUACAGCAUUGCCUGUUACUUGUCCUCUUGGAUUUUAUUGACUAAAAAAAAAUGAAGCAUCAAA
Molecule: messenger RNA, 1274 nt
Organism: Triticum aestivum (bread wheat)
Lineage: Eukaryota; Viridiplantae; Streptophyta; Magnoliopsida; Poales; Poaceae
Product: tuliposide A-converting enzyme 1, chloroplastic
Exons: 1
Coding region: 88-1062 (324 amino acids)
Molecular function (GO): hydrolase activity
Source: RefSeq, a predicted model, not a curated record